This is a messenger RNA of Coprinopsis cinerea okayama7#130, 1608 nucleotides long. RefSeq names its product cytochrome P450. The coding region runs from base 1 to 1608 and encodes 535 amino acids. NCBI's taxonomy places the organism in Eukaryota, Fungi, Basidiomycota, Agaricomycetes, Agaricales, Psathyrellaceae. The record is from RefSeq and is a predicted model, not a curated record. The transcript is spliced from 11 exons. Gene Ontology annotation, molecular function: oxidoreductase activity, acting on paired donors, with incorporation or reduction of molecular oxygen; iron ion binding; heme binding.
AUGCAUACCCCAACUUCGAACAGCUCGCACCCGUGCUCUCACUACUUCGUUGGAUUCGGACUCUUCCAGGGUUCGCCUCCAGUCUCACUGGACUUGGUGCUCUUGGGUGCGUUGGUAGCGGCCAUCCUAUUGGUAAAGUCGCUUCUCGCAAAGUCGCGACGAAACCCACGCGGCUUACCUCUCCCUCCUGGUCCGAGGGGCGUGCCAAUCCUAGGGAACCUCCUCCAGAUUCCAAAGGAGAAACCGUGGGUGGCUUACAGCGAGUGGUCCAAGCGCUAUGGCGACGCCAUCUAUCUUGAAACCGCAGGCCAGCCGGUUUUAAUCCUGAACAAGCUCUCCGAUGUGGUCGAGCUACUGGAGAGGAGAGCUCCUUACUUCUCCGAUCGUCCUUCACCCCACGUAUUUGAGAUGGCCAAGGUGGGAUGGACAAUGGGAAUCAUGAACUAUGGUUCUCGUUGGCGUUCUCAUCGACGCACGUUCCAUCAACAGUUCCACCAACGGACUGUAGUACAGUAUCGUCCCAUCAUUGAGGACGAAUGUUUGAAGUUCCAUCGCCGGUUGUUGGUUAAUCCCAAGGCAUUUCUCAAAGAGACUCGCUUUUAUUUUGGAUGUGUUAUCAUGCGCGUUUCGUAUGGGGUGGACGAUUAUGAGUACAACAAAGACCUCAUCGAUCACGCAGAGAAGGUUCUUCACGGGGUCGUUGAUAUCUUGACUCCCGGUCGUUUCUUGGUCGGACCAUUCCCGUUCCUCAAAUAUCUUCCACCAUGGAUCCCUGGAACUGCCUGGAAGAAGAGGCUUGCCGAUAUCGCCUCGUCAGCAGACACACUGGUUAUUGGCUCUUUCAAUGGCGUCAAGGAGCGCUUGCAAAAUGGACAGCAGAACGAGUUCCUAGGGAUUGGAGCUCGCCUUGUAAAUGAGCUACCUCCAGAAACCUCUCCGGACUAUAAGUUACAAGAAGAGAUAGCGAUGAGCACCACAAUUACGGCCUAUCUCGGGGGUGCGGAUACCACUGUCAGCUCAGCCCACGCAUUAUUCUUCGCAUUGGCGGCGAAUCCCGAGGUCCAACGAAAAGCCCAGGAGCAAAUCGAAGGCGCGGUUGGAGCAUAUCAGCUCCCAACGCCCGCCGAUUGCGAGCGGUUACCGUACGUCCAGGCAAUCGUCAAGGAAUUGUCUCGAUGGCACUCCGUGGUUCCAGGAGGUAUCUCUCAUGUCUCAUCGCUGGAUCAGGAAUGGAACGGUUACUUCAUUCCAAAGGGCACGACAGUGCUCGGAAACACCUGGGCAAUCAUGCAUGAUCCCGAGAGAUUCGAGGAACCACUUACCUUCAAACCUGAACGCUAUCUCAAAGACGGGAAGAUUAAUCCGUCCGUUUUGGACCCAGAAGUUGCAGCAAUCUGCCCUGGAAGGCAUUUUAGUCACGAAACGCUUACCUAUAUGACGGCAUGUCUCCUGGCCAUCUACGAAAUCAAGCCACCCAAAGGGCCGGGUGGAGAGGCCUUGGCUAUGGGGCAACUGCAAGUAACCAACGACAGCAUCAGUGUGCCCUUGCCAUUCGAUUGCGAUAUUGUUCCACGGUCCGAGAGGCAUGCAGCGCUUUUGUCGAUGUGA